AUGACAGUCUUUGUGGUGGCUGUGACUCAGGCUCGUGUCAUGAGGUCUCAUGUUGCAGUUUUACCUCUAAAGGUUUCAAUGAACAUAACUGCUAAAAAAUCUGAAAUGAAAGCUGCCAGGACUCUUGGUGUUGUUAUUGUCGUCUUUCUGUUGUGCCUCUGUCCGUAUUAUUGUUUUUCACUCUCAGCUUCAUCUGUAACCAUUUUAAUAUGGUUGUUAUAUUCUAACUCCUGUCUCAACCCUCUGAUCUAUGCCAUUCUCUACCCCUGGUUCAGAAAAUCAAUCAAGGUCAUUGUUACACUUCAGAUACUGAAGCCUGGUUCCUAUCGGACCAACGUGCUUUAG
Messenger RNA from Gasterosteus aculeatus aculeatus (three-spined stickleback), 345 nucleotides. The record is from RefSeq and is a predicted model, not a curated record. NCBI's taxonomy places the organism in Eukaryota, Metazoa, Chordata, Actinopteri, Perciformes, Gasterosteidae.